Messenger RNA from Epinephelus fuscoguttatus (brown-marbled grouper), 4502 nucleotides. Its product is annotated as adhesion G protein-coupled receptor E5. Gene Ontology annotation, molecular function: calcium ion binding; G protein-coupled receptor activity. NCBI's taxonomy places the organism in Eukaryota, Metazoa, Chordata, Actinopteri, Perciformes, Serranidae. The coding region runs from base 403 to 3189 and encodes 928 amino acids. Gene Ontology annotation, biological process: adenylate cyclase-activating G protein-coupled receptor signaling pathway; cell surface receptor signaling pathway. The transcript is spliced from 22 exons. The record is from RefSeq and is a predicted model, not a curated record. Gene Ontology annotation, cellular component: membrane.
GAGAGAGCAGGAGAGAGAAACGCCUUCCCCAGAAAAACUAGUCAUCUUAGCAUGUCACCUCAUUAGUGGGAGUAGUUGACGAUUCAAAGGGCAGGAGACUGAGAGAGAGUGGAGAGGUCACUGUAGGAGAUGAGAGACUACUGAUUCUCCUCCACUCACAUUAUAUAUAAAUAUUUGAUUUGCUGGUAUCAGCAUAUACUGCUGCUACUUUUUCCACAUCCAUUAAUUGCCUGGUGGUUGCUUUUUUUUCCUUGGGCAACUUGGGCAACUUUGGAAAAAGACGAAAAGAGAAGAGAAGAAGAAGAGAGCACAACACCAUCUAAAUGUAGAGAACUCCCAGGUUUAUGUAGUGGUUGUUUUAACUUUCCUCACGCAGAUCUGGACAGUGUUUCCCUCUUCACCAUGGCGGGCAGGUGGAACCUCCUGAUACUGGCUCUGUACCUCUCUGACUUGGUGGCCCUGACGGAAUCAGAGUGCCCUCAAGGAUGGAUUAGUACAGAGCAAGGAUGCACUGAUUAUGAUGAAUGUGUUAUUGAUGAGGACUAUCCCGAUGAACCUGGAGCAUGUGUCGAGAAUGCGUCCUGUGUCAACACAGUUGGCAGCUACUACUGCCAAUGUCUUGAUGGUUUCGUGUCAUCAACUGGGGCUGUGAACUUUACAGCUGUAACACCUGCAACAUGUGAAGAUAUCAACGAGUGUCUGCAAAACGACGAUAUGUGUGGACCUAAUGCUGAAUGUCACAACACAGUUCCGCAUUAUUCCUGCAUUUGUGAGGAUGGAUUCAUUUCCACCACUGGACUUGAAACUUUUCACCAUGGUGACAACGUUACAUGUAUUGAGAUCGACGAAUGUGAAGAGGGAAAUAUUUGUGGUCAAAACGCAGCAUGUGUCAACACACCAGGCAAAUAUCACUGCAUCUGUCAGACUGGCUUUGAACUGAAGUCUGGUAAAUCUAACUUCACUGGCAAUCAGGAGCAAUGUGAAGAUAUCGACGAAUGUGGAGAGAAAGAUGUUUGUGGUCCAAAUUCAGCAUGUGUCAACACACCAGGCAAAUAUCACUGCAUCUGUCAGACUGGCUUUGGACUGAAGUCUGGUAAAUCUAACUUCACUGGCAAUCAGGAGCAAUGUGAAGAUAUCGACGAAUGUGGAGAGAAAGAUGUUUGUGGUCCAAAUUCAGCGUGUGUCAACGCACCAGGCACAUAUCACUGCAUCUGUCAGACUGGCUUUGAACUGAAGUCUGGUGAAUUCACUGGCAAUCAGAAGCAAUGUGAAGAUAUCAACGAAUGCGAAAAGGAAAAUAUCUGCGGUCAAAACGCAGCAUGUGUCAACACACCAGGCAAAUAUCAUUGCAUCUGUCACGCUGGCUUCGGACUGAGAUCUGGUAGAUCUAACUUCACUGGCAAUCAGGAGCAAUGUGAAGACAAAUGCAUGAUUGAUAAGACAAUCUGCGGAAAUGGAAUCUGUCACCGUGGAGCCAGCGGCCAUUACUGUGUUUGCCACCCUGGGUCCACUAACUAUGGCAACAAUGAGUCUCGCUGCACAGAGUUAAGGUGUGAUGUAUUCGAAGAUAUGAGCAAUCCAAAAGAGGAAUUUCACAUUUCACAGGAUCUUGUGAUGCAUUUGAAAAAAAGCUGUCUGAACAUCAUGAAGAAUGCAACAAAGCUGGAUGGAGAGGACAUCUUAAAGAGACUGUUGUCUGCCAUUGACGAGCUCUUGUCCAGCGAAGCCAUCAAAGAUAAAAGGAAGGUCUCCACCUUUCUGGACAUGGUGGAGAAUGUCUUGAGGCUCAUAGGGCCUCUCAUUAAGCCCCCCGGGAUAAAAAAAUCGUCCACACACACAGAGCUGGAGCUGCUGGUACAUAAGGGGGCUAACUUACCCCAGGGACCUCAUAACUUAACAUCUAAGCAUGCUCAGAUGAACAUUCAGUUGGAGACAGCUGCCGGGGAUCCCUCCUAUUACCCUGGCUUUACAACAGUGUCCUUGCUGACCUACGCAAACCUUGAACACUCCGCGGACAGCUUCUUUAGUGGGAUGGAACCACAAGUGAACCACAGCUAUAAGAUCAACUCUAAAGUCGUGACUGCCAGCGUCAGUAACAGAAACACAAGCCACCUCAAAGAGCCGGUCACCUUGACAUUCCACCACCUCAAGCCAAAUGAAUCCCACCACACCUGCGUGUUCUGGGAUUCCUCGUUGGAUGGAGGGUCAUGGUCUACUCGUGGCUGCAAGAUGGUGGAGUCCAACUCUGAAUACACUGUGUGUUCCUGCAACCAUCUGAGCAGCUUUGCUGUGCUCAUGGCGCUCUAUGACGUGGAGAAGAAGUUUGAGUUGCAGCUGAUCACCUGGGUGGGCCUGUCCCUCUCGCUAAUUUGCCUGUUCAUCUGCAUCCUGACGUUCUCGUUGAUCCGCUCCAUCAAAAGCCCAAGAACCACAAUCCACCUGCACCUCUGCAUCAGCCUCUUCAUUGCCUACAUUAUCUUCCUCGCAGGCAUCUCUCGUACGGAGAGCCGGGUUGGCUGUGCGGUGGUAGCUGGGCUGCUGCAUUUCUUCUUCCUGGCAGCAUUUUGCUGGAUGUGUCUGGAGGGCAUACAACUCUUCAGGAUGGUCGUCCUGGUCUUUAACACCAACUUCAAAACCCUCUACAUGAUGGCAGGUGGCUAUGGAGUCCCAGCUGUUGUUGUCGCUAUCUCUGCUAUGGUGAAUGCUGAGGGAUAUGGCACCAAGAGAUAUUGUUGGUUGAAGCUGGACUUUAUUUGGAGUUUCUUUGGCCCUGCGUGCAUCAUCAUCAUUAUAAACAUAUUCUUCUUUCUCAUCACUGUGUGGAAGUUGGCACAGAAGUUCUCAAGUUUAAACCCUGACCUGGACAAGCUGCAGAAAAUAAAGGCGUUCACCAUUACUGCAGUGGCUCAGCUGUGUUUGCUGGGCACCAUGUGGAUCUUCGGUUGUUUCCAGUUUAACAAGGGCACAAUUGUCAUGUCUUACCUGUUCACCAUCUUUGGCAGCAUUCAGGGGAUCAUGCUCUUUGUCAUGCACUGUCUGUUUUCAAAACAGGUGAGGGAGGAAUAUGAAAGCAUCCUGUCCAGAUACCGUGCACCUUGGAAGAAGAGCUACUCAGAUUUCAGUUACUCACACACCAGCAAAGCUCAAGGAUCCAGGAGCACCCAGGACACGGGAGAAUCUCGUAUCUGAAGAGCGAAACAGCGACAUCGGAGCAACGUCUGAUUUAUUUCUUGGAGACUGCCAUCUCAGACAUACGGGCCACUCUUGCACCCCUGCUAUUUGUAGUCAGUGCACCAGUUUGCUUCACUGCACAAUGUUGUAAAUAAUAUCCUUUUUAAGAUGUUUUUUUUUUUUUACCUAUUUGUUUUUGAGUCGGUGUAAAGCUAUUUAAAAUGGAACUGCUGACUGUUAUAAUUUAAUAUAAAUUAAGGAUUUCCCUCCGAAUGAGAAGAGAUGACAUUCAACAGUAAGUGUUUGUGCUUCACUAUGUUACUAUUUGUCAAAUGGUUAAUAAUGUCACUCAUUUCAGAGAAAAUACUGUAUCUCAACAUGUGUCAUUUUUUACAUGUGGAAAAAAUGUAUUGAUUUUGGACCAGAAUGGCUUGUUAUGUCAUCCAGGUAAUUUAUUGAACCAGCAAAGACAAUCUGAAAGACAUUUCUGAGACAAGCACUUUUUUUAUGUGUGACUUGUCCACCAUGUUUAAACUGAUAUUAUCUAAAAAUGACCAACAAAAAUGAGGACUAUCAUGAGACCAAAAUGGAUUUUAAAUGUAUAUGUGUGUAUAAUGAUAAGAUGUUUGUGUAUAUAUAUAUAUUGCUGGGCAAUUUGUAUGUAUUAGAGCAAGUGACUGCAUUCCUGCUCCAUUUAGCGUGCAGUAACACGUUAAAUGUACUGUAUCUAUAUAUUUGAAGAGAGCUUUUUAUUUUCCUACUUGAAUGUUUGAAGAUAACUUUUGUUAUUAUUGUCUAUUAGAGUGGUGGUUCUCAACCUUUUCCAUGUUAAGGAACCCUAAAUUGGUAAAAAUUAGGUCGCAGACCCUCGUUUCAUGAGAUUUCACUUCAGAGACCUCCAUCUGAAAAGCUCGUUUGAUACGAUUAAGACCAGAAUUCUGUGGUUGCCAAUUACAUCUGAGUAGAUAACGAAGGAGGAAGUGAAACCUUUCAUCAGAGUAAUUACUUAAAUUGGGCUUACUUCUACAGUGAAUUACAUAGAAAUUAAAUAAAAUAAACUGUUCCUCAUUUUAGGACCCCCUGGAGCUCCCUUAAGAACCCCUGGGGAUCCCCGGACCCCUGGUUGAGAACCACUGCACUAGAGUAUUUUUACUGUUAUAAGCACUGGUUUUAGCACAAGUUUGGAAUUGCUGAUAAAUGUUUUAUUAUGUUUUGUUCUGUCUUUCCAAGUUACAAUUUCCGUCUUUCACAUUGUGAAUUAUUUAAAAUGAUGUUUUCAUACUUGUAAUGCCGCUCCUGGAAGCUUUAAAUUAAAUAAAUAUUCUGACGUA